AUUAUUUGUAAUUGUCCUAUGUGAGGAUGCAGGAAAAGGGGCGGGACUCAGCGCACAGCAGGGGGUAGGUGCGGUGGUGCGGCGUCUGAUGCGCGCAGAGACACUACUCUCCUCACAGCGCUGGACUGACACCCACCAGAGACAAUGCACACACAAUGUUGCGUCUACGAGCUGUGAAAAGUCGCUGCAUGUGAAGAAAAUAAAGACACAGCAAGCUAUAACGCCGGAAGCUCUCUUGCCCAGACUGAAGCACUCACAGGCAGUGUAUUUACAUUAUAUCAUUCCACCAGAGCUCUCGCCGAUGCGCUUCAGCUGUGCAUGAAUCCCUCCGUUUGGUUUGCAGGUCCAGGACAAAACCGGGCGGCGUUGACGACUGUGUGUGGUGGAUACUGUUUGUGAGUGUACCUUGUCCGCGUCUCCGCACACCCUUUGGCACCUCCUUCAGGAUGGCGUUAACUAUCUGCACGAGAUUUACCGACGAAUAUCAGCUGUUCGAGGAGCUGGGGAAGGGCGCAUUCUCUGUGGUCAGGAGGUGCGUGAAGAUCUCCUCCGGACAGGAAUAUGCUGCCAAAAUCAUCAACACCAAGAAGCUUUCUGCCAGAGAUCAUCAAAAGCUGGAGAGAGAGGCGAGGAUUUGUCGUUUACUGAAGCACCCCAACAUCGUACGACUCCAUGACAGCAUAUCAGAAGAGGGUUUCCACUAUCUGGUGUUUGAUCUGGUGACAGGAGGAGAGCUGUUCGAGGACAUCGUAGCCAGGGAGUACUACAGUGAGGCUGAUGCCAGCCACUGCAUACAGCAGAUCCUCGAGAGUGUCCACCACUGCCAUGUUAAUGGGAUCGUCCACAGGGAUCUGAAGCCUGAGAACCUUCUAUUGGCCAGUAAGCUGAAGGGGGCGGCGGUCAAGUUGGCUGACUUUGGGCUGGCUAUCGAGGUGCAGGGGGACCAGCAGGCAUGGUUUGGUUUUGCCGGCACCCCGGGAUACUUGUCUCCGGAAGUUCUGAGGAAAGACCCGUAUGGGAAACCAGUGGACAUGUGGGCCUGUGGUGUGAUUUUAUACAUCCUGCUGGUGGGCUACCCCCCCUUCUGGGAUGAGGACCAGCAUCGCCUUUACCAACAAAUCAAGGCUGGGGCCUAUGAUUUCCCGUCCCCAGAGUGGGACACUGUAACUCCUGAGGCCAAAGAUCUGAUCAACAAGAUGCUAACCAUCAACCCCAGUAAACGCAUCACUGCCGCAGAGGCCCUCAAACAUCCCUGGAUCUGCCAACGGUCCACUGUAGCUUCCAUGAUGCACAGGCAGGAGACUGUGGAGUGCCUGAAGAAAUUCAAUGCCAGGAGGAAACUCAAGGGAGCCAUAUUGACCACUUUGCUGGUCACAAGAAACUUCUCAGCAGCCAAGAGUUUGCUCAACAAGAAGCAAGACGGCAUUAAGGUCAACAACAAAGCCAACACAGUGACCAGUCCUAAAGACACUGGCCCUGCCCCUGCGCUGGAACCACAGACAACAGUGAUCCACAACCCGGUGGAUGGAAAUAAGGAGUCCAUUGAGAGUGCCAACACCACCAUAGAGGAUGAGGAUGUAAAAGCCUGCACCACUAACAAUAAAGCUCGCAAACAGGAAAUUAUUAAAGUCACUGAGCAGUUGAUUGAGUCUAUCAACAAUGGAGACUUCGAGGCCUAUGCGAAGAUUUGUGACCCUGGUCUAACUUCCUUUGAGCCUGAGGCCCUGGGAAACCUGGUUGAAGGGCAUGACUUCCAUCGCUUUUACUUUGAGAAUGCCCUGUCCAAAGGGAAUAAGCCGGUGCACACCAUCCUCUUGAACCCACAUGUGCACCUAAUUGGGGAAAAUGCAGCGUGUAUUGCCUAUAUUCGACUGACCCAGUACAUGGAUGGCAGUGGACUGCCCCGUACCAUGCAGUCUGAGGAGACCCGUGUGUGGCACCGCCGUGACGGCAAGUGGCAGAACAUCCACUUCCACCGCUCCGGCUCGCCUAGCAUCCCCUCCCAUUAAUGGAAAAUCAACAUGUGGUCAAAAAAUGGAAGUCAACUAGCCAACCCAUGACUGCUCUCCAACCUUUGACCCUUCUAUAAGGACAUGACAUCGCACAGCUCACAAGUAUUAAUACAUUUUACUGUUACGGCAUUUUAUUAAUGGACAUCAUUCGAAACCACCACCACAACAGGUGGCCGCACACAGUGGACAUUAUGAAACAAGCAUAUUGACAACAUUUGUUUUUUUUUUUGUUUUUUUUAAAGAUGUUUUGGUAUGCAUUUUAAAUAUAAAAUAGACGUUUAAAAAAUCUACUACUGUAACCUCUCCCAAAAAUUUGUUCUGUAUUUUUAUGUGUAUUUAUGUGUGUGCAAUACUAAAACAUUUGGAAGGUCAGAAUGUUAAAAUUGAGCUUGCUUUAGUUCUGGUGAUGUAUAUACAUUGUGAUUGUUGAUUAAAAAAACAAAAACAAACAUUGAAAUUGCUAUUCUUGCUAUCAGAGGAAUUAAGAGUUUACGUAAAAUCAGAGUUUGAGCUACAUUUAUGUUUGCUAUGAGCUAAGUCAUACCGUUUGAAUUGUCCGAUUUCAAUCUAUAAUACUAAUUUAAAUGUAAAGAAAAGCAGAGCAGCUUACACUUUGCAUUGAGAUAUGUUUGCCUUUAUAUCAGUGAAAUAAGAGAAUGUAGCAUAUAUGUAAUAUAUGAAAAUUCAAGACUAUUGUGUAGUGCAUGGGGGGGGGUAUUGUAAGUAAGAUCAUAUGAAACUAUAAUAUCUUCUGUUUGAUUUGUGAAUCACUGACUUGUUUGCAUUUGUUAAUGUUGUGCAUCAGUCCUGUCCCAAAUGUUUAUAAUGUUCUCCAGUAUCAUGGAACUGUUGUAAAAACAAUAACACAAUUAUAGUUAACACCAGGCGUAAAUAUCAAAACCUCAUAUCUAAGAACAGGACAGUAAACUCCUGGUUAUUGAAGCAACCCUUACUUUUUGUAUAAAAAUGAGAAGAAAACUAGCUCAUUUUUCACAAUAUUUGUACUUGUAUUGUAUGACUGUAUGUAGGGUUUCUAUUAUUUUAUUCUUGUCAUUUGCAUUGUGUUACUUGGCCAAUUGCACAGAGAAGGUGGAGAUGAUGAAGAUGAAUCAAAGGCAUUAUAGUCUGUAAGUGUUGGGCUACGUCUAAGUCUGGAGGCGUCGUAAAAGCAUUGGAUUGGAGAACAUUGCAGUCAGACAAGAGGAUAGUAAGACAACAGUGAAGGAGUCAAAUGAGAUGUCUUCCUUGAUGAUCAGUGCUUCUACCAGCCAGUGGUCUUCUUACCACUGCAGGACAGUGCCAGUGUCUUUAUCAUCCUUGCUAUUUGCUCUUUUCAAUUGGUUUGUCUCUUCUUUUUUAUGGGGGAAAAUAUGAUAAACAUAUUUUCUUUUUUUGACGAAACGUAUGAUGUCAAUGCAAUGCACCACUCCUAAUAUGGUGUGUACCUGUUGCCAGCAUGGCAAUGGAUGGUUUAACAUGUUUAAGGAAUAAAUAAAUCAGCUAAAAGAUGUGAUGAAGAAUGAGUUAUGCAUUGCUGGUUGAUCAUUGUUGCCCAAGUGUGGAGAUGGAGGAAAGCUGUGUGUUAGACAUGAAAUUAAUUAUUUGAAAUAUUUCUUUUUGAUCUUUGCUCUGUUCUAAUACUCUCUUUGGAUAUGCAGACAUGAUAUAUUAGUCCAAGUUUAGUCCAAGAGUUUGUAGGCGCUGUCAUGCAAAUUAAACUUCAAUUAAACCACUUUAAACCAGA
Molecule: messenger RNA, 3756 nt
Organism: Micropterus salmoides (largemouth bass)
Lineage: Eukaryota; Metazoa; Chordata; Actinopteri; Centrarchiformes; Centrarchidae
Gene: camk2d2
Product: calcium/calmodulin-dependent protein kinase (CaM kinase) II delta 2
Exons: 21
Coding region: 447-2009 (520 amino acids)
Biological process (GO): protein phosphorylation
Cellular component (GO): cytoplasm; neuron projection
Molecular function (GO): calcium/calmodulin-dependent protein kinase activity; ATP binding; calmodulin binding
Source: RefSeq, a predicted model, not a curated record